AGGUGUAUUCAUGAUAACCAGUGUUCUUCCCUUGUCUGCCGGUAGGAUUAUGAUAUCUUUGUCCUUCUUUAGAUUCUUCAAUGACAGUCUUUCAGAUUUUUGCAAAUUGUCCUUUGGUGUUUUUCUUUUCUGUAGCGUGAGGCUUACUUAAGCUCUUACAGAAAAGGGUGCUGGGGCAGGGGUUCAGAUUAUACACAAACUGUACGAUGAUAAAGGGAAAUCGAAAGAGUACGAAAGAGAAUACGGGAAAAUUUGUCUGGCAAAGGAAAGCAUUAUUAACAAAGACUGAGUUUGGUAAAUAUAAAAACAUGUUUGCACCACCUGUAAGUGAAUCUUCAAGUGAAGGUGAUGACAGAGAUGAAACUACUGAUGAUGAAGUGGAAGAUGAAGAAAAUGACAAUAACGAAAAUGGACUAACUGUCACUAAGGUUUUAAAGACAAAAGAAACAAAAGGCAGUUCUUCUGGAAAGAAACGGAAGAACAAAAAAGCACAUCUACGUAGAAACAUUCGCAAUGUUUUUGAUGACACUAAGCUUGCUGAAAGAACCCAAAAGUUGAGAGAUGAAGAGAAUGAACGUAGAAGAAGACUUGGUAUAGAUAUCAUAACAAAAAGUGCCCCGGUUAUUAAAUCAGGGCAGGUUCUAAACGACCCCACAUCACUGAAGAGGAAACCACCAGAUGUUAUCUGUCUGGAUUCGGAUAGUGAUGAUGGCAGCAAACCUCCCCCACUAAAGAAAAGUGAGAGUAAUAAGGAGGUUGUAGUAUUGAGUUCUGAUAGCGAUGAAGAGGAUUUGGACAACUUUCGUGAUGAGAAAAAAACACAAUCAGAUGAAUACUACAGUGAAUUAGGCUUGCACACUAAUGAUUUGCUAAAUAUCCGAGAUACAGAAGGCCGUGUUCUUAUCAAUGUGAAUCACACAGAUAAAGAUAAAGAUAUAUUUGUCCAUGCAGCUAUAGCUAACGCACUAAAACCACAUCAGAUUGGUGGUGUUCGUUUUCUUUAUGAUAAUUUAAUUGAAAGUAUUUCUGGUUUCCAAGCAGUGGAUGGUAACGGAUGUAUUUUGGCACAUGCAAUGGGGCUGGGAAAAACUAUUCAAACUAUAACUUUCAUCGAUAUAUUUUUAAGAUAUACAUUUUCAAAGAAAGUGUUAUGUGUUGUUCCUGUGAAUACAAUUCAAAACUGGCUCAAUGAAUUUAAUCGAUGGCUGCCUCCUGGUCCAAGCCAGCAAGUAGAAGUCAAAAAACAAGCUAAGCCAGAGGAUGGUGACAAACUGACUGUAAAGGCAUUAUUGGACGAGGUUGUGGACUUCAUUGAAUAUAGAAUAUGUAAAAUGGCAGAAAAGGAAAAAAAAGAGCAAAGCAUCACACAGAGGGAGAACAAAACUGAAGAAACAACUGAAACUUGCGAAAUGUCAGAUGAAACGAUGAAAGAUAACACAGAUGUUGCUGCAGCUGAAGAUGGGAAAAAUUACAGAAGGUUUAAUGUUUACCUUUGUGAUGCACAGAAGUCUCCGAUGGGUAGAGCAAAAGUGAUAGAGGAAUGGGAUCAAGUUGGAGGUGUGCUACUGAUGGGUUAUGAGAUGUAUCGAUCAAUCGCAUUGUAUUCAGGAAACAAGAAAAAUAAGGGGAAGGGGAAAAGGGGAAAUAGAUAUUUUGAUGAGGAUGGCGAAGUUUUUCCACGCUUAAAGAAAGCAAUUUGCAAACCAGGUCCUGAUUUAGUUGUUUGUGAUGAAGGACAUCGCAUCAGGAAUUAUCAGUCUGGCAUUUCACAGGCUUUGAAGAGCAUUAGAACGAGAAAACGUUUAGUUCUAACUGGGUACCCCUUACAAAAUAAUCUAAUCGAAUACUGGUGUAUGGUUGAUUUUGUUCGACCAAAUUACCUUGGUUCUCGUCAGGAAUUCGCAAACAUGUUUGAACGACCUAUCAUGAAUGGCCAAUGUGUUGACAGCACUGAUAAGGACAAGAUGUUGAUGCGUCAAAGAGCACACGUGCUAUAUAGUCUGUUAGAAGGCUUUGUACAACGGCGUGGACACAACGUGUUUCAAAAUAUUCUGCCACCCAAAGAAGAGCACGUGUUGAUGGUUCGAUUGUCGCCCAUUCAAAUAGCCUUAUAUCGUCGCUUAUGCGAGUUGACGAAAGAAGCGUACAACGAUAGUUUGAAUCCUAUUAAAACAUUUUGUCUAUGUUGCAAGAUUUGGAACCAUCCAGCUAUACUUUACAACGCCGUCCGUGCAAAUUUAGAAGGGAAGCCAGUGGACAUUAUCAGCGAUGAAGAUGACAUUACGCUAGACGAAUCAACCAAUAAAGUCAAACGAAAGAAAAAAUCUUCCUCUACUCGCUCUUCUCCACAGAUGAUGACUCACUCACACUCUACCUCUCAACUCGUUCGCUCUUCAUCUGUGGUGGAAAAUUCGUACACGUCACAAAUCGGGUUGGACCCGUUUAAUAAUGAUGCAAGGGAGAUUUUGACUGAUAUUUCACAGUGGGCUGGUCCAAUCUUUCAAGAGCAUCCAUUUAAUCCGUCUGAUAUUGAGAACAGUGGCAAGUUUUUCGUGUUGAAAGAGUUGAUUUAUCAAAGUAUUUCGUGCGGUGACAAAAUGCUGAUUUUCAGUCAGAGCCUUCUUACGUUGAACACGAUUGAAGAGAUGUUGCAAGUCAUGCCACUGACUGCUGACCGAUGUUGGAAGAAAGGACGAGAUUACUUUCGAUUGGAUGGAAGCACAGGCAGCCUGGAACGAGAAAAACUGAUUAAUUUGUUUAACGACAAAAAGAAUGUUGAAGUGAAACUGUUUUUGCUUUCCACCAGGGCUGGUUGUUUGGGUAUCAACCUAGUAUCCGCAAAUCGAGUUGUUGUCUUCGAUGUAUCAUGGAAUCCAUGCCACGAUGCUCAGGCCGUCUGCCGCAUAUAUCGGUAUGGUCAGACGAAACGAUGUUAUAUCUACAGACUCGUCUCUUCAAACACAAUGGAGAAAAAGAUAUACUAUCGACAGAUCUCAAAACAGGGAAUCUCAGAUCGCGUUGUAGACGAGCUAAGCUUAACUGAAAAUUUCUGCAAAAGCGAUAUACAAUCAUUAAUCGUCGAGGAUUGGGUGGACGAGCCUGUGAUCGAUUUUUCUAACAUCUAUGCUCAGUUUGAAGAUUCCGUACUAUCGAACGUGAUGCGUAAUUGCGGAGGCUGGAUAACCAAGACACCUUUUAAACACGAAUCUUUGUUGAUCGAAGAACAAUCGCGAAAAUUAAACUGUGUGGAGAAGAGAGCUGCCAAAAGAGCGUAUGAACAGGAACGCAUGAUGGCGCAGGGUUCACACGUCCCGUAUAGAAGUUAUCCUCUACAACAGAAUUUCCCUCGAAAUACUCCUGUUGUUCCAGUUCGACCAUUCCUAUGGCGCCCACCGACUCAGUCGACGUCGUGGCCUAACUUACAAAGCAAUUUGUUGCCGGUGGCCAAUAAUAUUACUGUACCUUAUUCUACCGCCACAGCGCGUGCACCAUCUUCUGAAGAAAUAUUACGUCUGCUCCAACGUCCUGGCUAUCCUGCUAGUUCAGCGUAUCUGGAUAACAUGGAUACCGAUUUACAACCAACGACGAGGACAACGACGCCGGAAUCAAGUGUUUUAACGUCUUUGUUGACGUCAGCCCGAAAUGCUCUUUCUGGACCGAGAAUAAACACGCCGAAUAUUACCACUGCCCGUUUUGAUAGAAACCCAUUGUUAAAUAUCAACCAAUCAAAUUCAGUAGUUUCUGAUCGAGCUAGCAUAUUAAACAAUGUAAUUUCCUAUGCUAUGACGACCCGUGUUAACGAUAAUGCGGUAACGGAUUCCUACACAAGUAAUAGUCGGGCGACAUCUGGCAAUACACCGCCUGUUGGCGUAAAUAAUAGUGUCGUACCAGUUACCUCGUUAAGUACUGGUGCAAAUCACUCGUCAAAUCAGAACGUAAAAACUCCUACUACGACGGAACAUUCCUAUUAUGGCCAACUUGACCCGUCAACGUAUUUUAAUGAUUUGCUAUUAGAUCAAGAUGCGUCCGCUCAAAACUUGCAACAACUUAUUGACUCGUUUAAUACGCAUCAAGAAGGUAACAGUAGUAUUCUAGUGUUGGAUGACGAAGACUGAAUGUUAUGUGUUCUUAGGGAUAGUAAAUAUCACAUAGUCUCCAUAACUCGAACUUCCACGUGACCAAAGGAGAUAAUUCAAAUCAACGAAUGUUCGAGGUGAACGAAGUUCUCCUUUACUCUGAUCUUAUUUAUGUAAUUUUAUGUAAAAUGGUUUUAAAAUAUCUGAGCUGUCGGAAAUAAUGUAAUGUUUUGUAAAGACUAUUAGGAAAGGCGUGCAGAAAAAGCUUAAGAAAUGAUGUACGGUAGAAAAGAAUGCGCAAUUGGUGGUUGCCAUUUUGCCUCAUGUUCGAUUUUUCUGUAAAUUUGAAAUAAAAUUCACUUUUGACAAUAUGAAAGCAAAACAUAACUAUAUGGUCGUAUUUUUAAACUGUCAUAGACAGGCCUUUGUGUGUGUGUGUGUCUGUAAUGCGUUCAAGAAGCCUUACUUAGUUUCUUUGGAGAUUUGUCAGGCUAAUUAUUUUAUCUAUUUUGAACUUAACGUGUUUUCCGAACCCUCGCGAGUUUAAGAGAAAGAGAAUAAACCACACUUCCACGACUUCGAACACUUUGACACGAUGCUAAAGGGUCAAUUAAAUUGUUAAAGAUUUUUCCUAAAUUUGCACAAUGCGAGACUCUAAACCGCAAUAAUUCAUGUCAUAAAAUCAAACGUUGAACGUCACAAUAUAUUUGUCGUCUAAAUUUGUACUUUUUUAUUUUUAUUCUUUUUAUAUGUAAAACUUUUAAACAAUACCAAAUACUUCUCUUUUGCAUUAUUCCCCAGUCUUUAAAAUGCAUUUUCAAUACGUUGUACAAAAUCGCCUCGAUUCGCAUUAAUUUAUAAUGCAUUUUUGCAUAAUUUUUUUACGCUUUUUUAGCCUCGAUUGUUCAUUUUUUUUCUAUUGGAAAAUUAGAGAAUAUAUGAUUAGUUUUAUUGUUUUACGAAUGUGGUUAUAUGCUGAUUAUUUUAAGUGCUAGAAGAAAUAGAUCAUGUUCAAGUUAUUUUAUUGUAAAAACAUACAGCACAUUAAUGAAAUAAAGAUCAGAAUUGUU
Molecule: messenger RNA, 5146 nt
Organism: Hydractinia symbiolongicarpus
Lineage: Eukaryota; Metazoa; Cnidaria; Hydrozoa; Anthoathecata; Hydractiniidae
Product: helicase ARIP4-like
Exons: 22
Coding region: 207-4115 (1302 amino acids)
Cellular component (GO): nucleus
Molecular function (GO): ATP hydrolysis activity; ATP-dependent chromatin remodeler activity; ATP binding
Source: RefSeq, a predicted model, not a curated record